This is a messenger RNA of Neltuma alba, 1260 nucleotides long. RefSeq lists its product as uncharacterized. Lineage: Eukaryota; Viridiplantae; Streptophyta; Magnoliopsida; Fabales; Fabaceae. The record is from RefSeq and is a predicted model, not a curated record. Bases 1 to 1260 code for a protein of 419 amino acids. The transcript has a single exon.
AUGGCCUUGAGAUUUCAUAAGCUACUCUGCAAUGGCACUCAUAUGAGAACUAAGAAAUCUGGUGUUAUGAAUCUGAAAUCGAUGCUAUAUCACUCUUUGGAAGAAUCUUUUUCUUCCCAAGAUGUCUUGCCUUUGAAAUGGUAUGCGAAUGUGUUUCCGAGGAUUUCACAAUUGACACAUCUGCUGAAAAACGUGGAUGCCAUUAAUGGAAGGCUUGUUGAUGUUACCAGUAAUGCCAUCAUAGUUGAUGAUAAAAUCCAAGAAGAAAUGGGUAUAUUGAAAUCGCUUGUCCGGACCUUUAUUGGGUGUCCGUCACUUCAGCAAAAGGUGAAACGCGCACAGAAAACAAGUCAAGAUUCAAUAUCUCCUUUCAGCAAAGCAAGUGCUAGAGAGCCUAUGGUUGUUGAUUCACUUACUAAAAUAAGCAAUUCUCUCAAUGUCACCGCUCAACAGAGGAAAUCAGUUCGCUUAACAGUGUGCCCCCAAGUGACCCAGCACCGUGUAUGGACAGGUGCACUUGAGGAGAUUCUGAAUGCCAUGAAAGUUGAUUUGGAUUUGUUAACUGUUCGAGGAUCAACCAAAAGUACUCUAAUGGGUAAGCAAAUUGUUCACAACUGCUUGAAAUUUCUGACUGAAACUGCAGUUCCCUCUGAUCCUGACACUGCUUCAUGGAUGAAACUCACACCUUCUAAAACCCUUGAUCCUUCUGAUCCCCACAAAUGGCAAGACAUUCUCGAGAUGAUCAAUGAUUUGAUUGAAUGUUUCAGAAGCGAAACUAUGCUUAAGUUGCAUGUGACCAAGCUCGAGGUAAUGAAGGAGGGUCUCUCUCAAAUCAGAGAUGUUAUAGUUGACAAUAGUAUCGGAUACAAGGAAGCUAGACAUCAAGAAAAUCUAGUACAGAAGAAGCUUACCAAAACAUUAGGACACUCAUCUAGGUGUUUGUUCACUCUAUUGUUAUAUUACCUAUACAGAAGAGUUUCAGAUAUUGAAGUGGAUAUACGUGGUGGGGUUUAUGAAAGUGGAGUUAAAGAUAGGUUUUGCUUGUCCAUGGGAAGAAUUUUGACCUCAGAUGACGAAAAAAUGAUUGGGCGUGGGGUGAAGCAGCUAGACCAGGCACUUGGAAUAUUCAAGUUUGUCUGGGAAACUGCAAAAAUGAAAGGAAACUUGGAUCUGGAAGGCCAUAUAUGGUGUGUUGGAGCAGAAGACAGGAUACUCAGGUACAGAGGAAACAAGUACUUCGUCCAUGGUAUUAGCCAUUGA